CUCCUUACACACAGCUUUUCAGCUGGACUCUCUCCCAACGAGCUGAAAAGCAGUCCAAUAUUUGAAUCCAUCAAUCCACACGGUCACCUCAGCCCAAGGCAACACGGUAUCAAGCUUCUGCCAUUCCACCUGAUCAGGGUUUCGUAGAUGGACUGACGCUUUCUCUGCACCUCAUCCUUAGUCAUCCAACCAUGGAGGAACUCCAAAGGAAACUGAACCAGUGUUAUGAAGGCACCAAGCCCAGAAAGGUGAGAUUCAAGCUGGCGUCAUCCUACAGUGGCCGGGUGCUGAAGCAUGUGUAUGAGGAUGGUCAGGAGCUGGAGAGCCCAGAGGAAAAGUACCCACACAGCUUCAUCCACCGUAAAAUCCCGCCCAGCCACCUUGAGAUGGAGCAGCUUUGCAGCUUUGAGGAGGCUCACAGGGAUGAACAAGGUUUUUAUCCGACAACAGGACUCAUUGCCCAAAGAAUAAAUGUAUACAGAGGGCUGAAAAACUACAAGCCCGCGGGUGGUCAGACUGAAGAAACAGAGGGUGACAGCAAGUCCUCAGUUUUGGAUUUUGGCAAAAUAAUUAUCUACACCAGCAAUCUACGCAUAAUAAGAGCACCACCGAAGAAACUUGAAAUGAUGAGGCAGCACUCAGUACUUCCGCUGGACUUGGAGGGAUCUCCAAAUGCCAGGGAGAGGGAGAGCCGGAGGAGGGCUAAAGUUCUUCAGGUACAGGAGGAGGUGGAAAAGGAAGAGAGGGGGAUCAUCAACAAAAAUACCAAGGAGGCUGACAGCUGCCAACAUUGUGGCGGUUCAGGCUGCGCUCCGUGCUCCCUGUGUCAUGGCAGCAAGCUGUCCAUGCUAGCGAACCGCUUCAAUGAGUCCAUCAGCGAUCUGCGUUGCCAAGCCUGCUACCCCCAUGGUCUGGAGAGGUGCCAGUCCUGCUCCAGUAAAUAGCACCAUUUGCCCGGCAUCCAUGUCUGCCAAUGAGAGUGCAGCCUUGAGUGUGUGACCGAUGCGCUAUCGCCUUGUCAUAACUGCCUCAGCUGCAUUACUGCUUUAAUUCAAAAUGUUCUUGGUGGGAUGUUUCACAGCUCUACAAGGAAACAUAAGCCAUGAGAAAACAAGGGAAUAGUGACUGUAACAAAAUUAUGAAAUAGCAAUUACUGUGUGCAUUGAAUGUUGCAUGAGAUAACACAAACACAAUCCCGUUUUGUUUUGGUUUUUGCCUUUGUUUUGCAUCUGUGUGCCUCUUCCCCAUAAAACCUGGUUCGACAAUCUUGUUAUAAUUUUAAUUAAGAUGACAAAUUUUAAGGUUAAACGUUCUUACUGAGAAAGCUGCCCUUUUCUCAUUUUUCCAGUUUGUUAAACAGAGAAGGUAACCUUUAUUAUGUCAAAAUGAUGUAUUUUUAAAAGCUAAUUGCUGUUAAUUUUUUUUUAGACAGAAGAGACAACAGAUAACGUAGAAAAUAAGGACAUAGUUUGAUAAGGUAAUAAUGUGAAACAAAUAUUUUUUUAGAUAAGCUGCUUUAGAUCAUCUCCUUUUCAAAAAGGUUAAAUACAUGACAGAAGCAGAUUCAGUCCAGGGCAGAACCAAACCAAACUGUUGCUUAGGAGCUCCAGGCUGACAGUGGACCCCUAAGAGCACUUGACUUCUCAUGCAGAAUACACAUCAAACAACUUCAUUUUGCUUCAAAGGUGUUUGAAAAAGAUCUUUAAAAAUAUUUCUUUUUUUACUUCAUUUAGGGCAUUUUUAAAAACUGACAAAUAUAUUUGCUGCAAUCAUACAGGAAAAAAAUUAUAAUUGUGUUCAUAUGCUUAUAUGAACACAUUCAUAUGUCAUCAGUUUAAUGUAUCUGUACUUAGAAUCAUUUAAUGCAAACUGUAACUGUAAAUUAAUCUUACUACAUAAAUUACAAGUUUCUUUGUGUACUUGUAAGCAAAACCAGUUAAAAUUGCCCCUCGCUCUUCAUUGCACUGAGUCUGGUUUCAAUGCUGUACACUGGAUACAAAAACAAAAAACAUUUAUUUGAGGUGAAUAUUCUAAGGGUCAAGCAAAGCAAACUCUUGUGUGUAAUCAGUGUAGGUUACUAAUAAACCAUGACAGUGGGGAUUUUAAACGCACUACAUGUGAACAAUCAAGCAUGGAUGAUUUAAGAGAGAUAUUACGGAUGAUGAUGUGGCUAAUUAGCUUAACUAGAACUGGGGCCCCAAAUCAAACACAAUUUCAUAUGAAUUAAAUGUAUAGAGUAAUGCUGCUUUACCAAACUGAAACUAUUUACCCUUCCUGUACCUCUGGUCAUUCCUAUCAGCCUUUAAUGGAGACUAAUUACUGCUGUUUUCUAAGAAUAGAAUUACCAGUAACAAGAAUCCUGCGCUGAAACAGACUGUGUGUUUUUCAUAUGGGAGAGGAGUUUAGGUUUUUAGUAAUGAGUAUUCUCUCUUAAAAAACAAGAUGUUCAAGGUGAUCAAACAGAAUUGUAUUGAGCAAAUGUUUCUUCUUUAACAUGUGGGGUUAGCAAAAAAGUUUACACAUUACAGACAACACAGAAACAACAACUGAGAGCCAGUUUAAUUGUUUCUCAUGCUAACUAAAGAAAUGCUAAUGUUUAUAAACAAAAAUGCUGAAAGAUGCUACAUGCUAGCUGUUAACUCUUAGAAGGUUAUGAUUGAGAGCAACUUUAAAAGGCUGGUAAAGCUCCUGUAUCUUCAACAAGUCUAACCUAACACCUAUCAGACAACACAAGCUAACACUAUUUUAUUUAAAUAUUAGCUACAUGGACAUAGCUCAAUGAUGGCAGUCUGUUAGUUUGAGCUCCCGUGUUUCCCAGGUGCCGAAUUUGAACCAUGCAAUGGUCCGUUUAUUUAUUUUUCAAACUUUAUUAAGAAUAACAAAAUGGAUCAUGGUACACAUCAAAUUGGCAAUAACACAGAAGAAUACAAAGGAAAUGAAUGAAAAGGAUACAACUUGAGUAUACCAUAAAAAUAAAAUACUAGGGGUUUCAAACCAUUCUUAAUACACAAAUGUUUAAAAGAUGACAAGUUUUAAGCCUUUUUUAUUCAUGCUGUCUAUUGUUAACAUUAGAUAUUGCUUUAUAUACAAAAGUAAUGUAUUGAAAUUUGGCUUAUGAUUGGAGAACUUGAAUUUAUUAACAUAGAAUGUGUACAGUGUAAGUAGGAAACGUAAAAGUGAGAACUGAGUUUACUGACAAUAUCUUUGUAACCAAACAAGACAUUUCUUUACUUUCAGCAUAAGGAAAAAUUUGGGUUAGCAUGAUCAGACACAAAACGUGAGGGUUUGCUACAAAGUUGUUUUGUAAGUGAGCAAUACCAGAAUAAAUGAACCAUUGUUUCCCUAUCGACUUCAUCAAAAGCGCAGUUUACUUUAAAAUUACCUUUAAGUCCUUGAAGGUAGGGUUUCGUUAGAUAGAACUCAACGUGAUUAAUGAAAAACUGAUUUUGGAGUUUUUGUGUAUGGUUACUUCUGUGUACAAUUCCUGAAAAAUGUGCAAGGAGCUUUAUGCACAUUGAGCUAAAUAGCAUGAUCUGCUGUGGGCUGCAUCUGUACAGAAACCUCACUAGCCAACCCUCAUGCUGCUAAUAACCCAUGAAAAUGCAGAUGGCCUUUUCCCGUUACAGCACAGCUAAAACCAAUUGUGAACAUGUGGAAAACCUCCAUAUUUAUUGGGGAAUUAUAUUGAUUUUAAGGAAAAAUAUCUUCAUACCUGUAGUACUUAUUGCAGGAGAGUUGUGAUCGGACGGUCAAGAAAGCAGCAUCAAAAAAAUGUGUUUGUUCUAAAUGGACAAUAGGACCAUGAUAGCUCUUACACUGAAAUUAGGCUUUCCACAUUUAAAGCAGCUUCUCAAUGUUGGUAGAGGGGGCUUGAGUCUCAGAUAUUAAAAUGAACUAAUUCUGUUACAACCCAACACUAUGGUUAUGGACGUUCAAUGCUCGCGGAAAAUCAUCUAUAGCAAAUAAAUAGCUGACUCUUCCCAUGAGAUGUUAUCCCCCCCCUGUGAAAGAGACUCGCCACCUGGGUAACCAAAUUCCUAAAACUGUAAGAUUUAGGACUGAAAACAACCAUUUUCUAUCACUGGCCAGAUUUUCUGAAGUAUUUAAAGAUAAUUAGGAAUUACUUUUCUAAACUAAGUUCUUAAAUUACAAUAUGCAUUAUGAAAAUAUUGGGAUUUUUGGCCAAUAAUUACAACCAUUAUACCAUCCUCCAAUUUAUUCCCUGCUAAUUUAUGGAUUAAUGCAAUUAAACUUCAGAGAUUUACAGUUCUUUUAAAAUAAAAGUUUUGACAUUUUUAUUACUGUUUUUAUUUACAUAUAUGACCAUUUGUUUUGCUCUAUCAUUAUCAUCAUCUUGUUUUUUCAAGGGUUGUAAACUGUAAGCAAUUGGCUCAUAUUAAUUGUUGAUCUUUAUACUUUUGAUUUUUACAGGGUCUCUUAUGAGUCUGAAAGGACAUUUUUGUUAUUUAAUCUGUUUUCAGCAAUGAGAGAUGCAUCAUAACUGUAACAAAAAGUCCUAA
Messenger RNA from Girardinichthys multiradiatus, 4520 nucleotides. Its product is annotated as glutaredoxin domain-containing cysteine-rich protein 2. Bases 192 to 944 code for a protein of 250 amino acids. The transcript has 5 exons. Gene Ontology annotation, biological process: sensory perception of sound. NCBI's taxonomy places the organism in Eukaryota, Metazoa, Chordata, Actinopteri, Cyprinodontiformes, Goodeidae. The record is from RefSeq and is a predicted model, not a curated record.